Molecule: messenger RNA, 2481 nt
Organism: Salvelinus namaycush (lake trout)
Lineage: Eukaryota; Metazoa; Chordata; Actinopteri; Salmoniformes; Salmonidae
Product: tricarboxylate transport protein B, mitochondrial-like
Exons: 9
Coding region: 254-1213 (319 amino acids)
Biological process (GO): mitochondrial citrate transmembrane transport
Source: RefSeq, a predicted model, not a curated record
UAAACACUUGCAAUGCAUGAGUGAACUUCAACUGUCAAAAGUGGAGGACACAUUAGCUUUUGAGCUGGGCGGUUUCCAAUUAUCAACAUCACCUUUGUACGUGAUCGCACACCAAGACGCUGUAGGUGUGAUCGAGGCGCAAUUUGUGCUCAAAGCGCUGGAUUGCACGGAGGCUGACGAUCGGGAGGGAUAACGAGUGUCGUCCUAGAAGUGAACAAGUUCUAGGCUGUUUUGGGGGCCGAUUGUUGCCAAUAUGUCCAGGAAUCCCACAUUUGUGAGUCCAUUCCACAGACCCCACUGUUUGGCCGCCGCCGCCGCUCCCCCAGCAGGAAAAGCCAAACUCACCCACCCUGGCAAAGCCAUUCUAGCAGGUGGUAUUGCUGGAGGAAUAGAGAUCUGUAUUACAUUCCCUACAGAGUAUGUGAAGACUCAGCUGCAGUUGGAUGAGAAGGCCAACCCUCCCAGAUAUAAAGGCAUUGUUGACUGUGUGAAGCAGACGGUAGAUGGUUAUGGGGUGAGGGGUCUGUACAGAGGGCUCAGCUCAUUGCUCUAUGGCUCCAUACCCAAAGCAGCUGUCAGGUUUGGUGUGUUUGAGUUCCUCAGUAAUAAGAUGCGUGAUGAGAGUGGGAAGCUGGACAGUACCCGGGGUCUUCUCUGUGGGCUGGGAGCUGGAGUGGCUGAGGCUGUGGUGGUGGUCUGCCCCAUGGAGACGGUCAAGGUAAAGUUUAUCCAUGACCAAUCGUCAGCCAACCCAAAGUACCGGGGAUUCUUCCAUGGAGUCAGGGAGAUCGUCAGAACAGAAGGUCUGAGGGGGACGUACCAGGGUCUGACAGCCACGGUACUGAAACAGGGAUCCAACCAGGCCAUCCGCUUCUACGUCAUGACAUCUCUAAGGAACUGGUACAAAGGUGAAGAUCCUAACAAGGCCAUUAACCCUCUGGUCACGGGAGCAUUCGGAGCCUUCGCUGGAGCUGUCAGUGUGUUUGGAAACACUCCUCUGGAUGUCAUCAAAACCAGGAUGCAGGGUCUGGAGGCUCACAAGUACAAAAGCACCCUGGACUGUGCCGUCAAGAUCAUGAAGCAUGAGGGACCUAAAGCGUUCUAUAAGGGUACAGUCCCCAGGCUGGGCAGGGUGUGUAUGGACGUAGCCAUCGUCUUCAUAAUCUACGAGGAGGUGGUGAAGGUCCUUAACAAAGUUUGGAAGACGGACUGAGAUCACGUGUCCGUGACAACCAGUGGAGUGGAGAACCCCCGGCAGGGCGGGGCUAUGGCCUGAUUCCAAACCCAAUCCCUCUGCCCUUUCCUUAGGUUAUCCAUGACUUGCUACCUCCUUACAGAUCUGACAUGGCUGGUUAUAUUUCAUUACAAAAAAGUUGGUCUCUGUCCGCUGCCAUUGUUUGCUUAGUCAGUUGGAAUGAAAUGCAGCCAUGAUAGGUGUAAACAAUCUGGGGAUGAGUGCACUUCGCCUAUGAUCCUAUUGGGGAUACUACUAUCAUAUUGUUUAUACCUACAUCCUCUGUUCUUCUUUAUAUCCACAGGGGGGAGUGAGCAAGGGCACAUGGGUAGGUUGAGGGAUUUGGCCUAUAUGACUGGAAUAAUGGGAACACUGUAUCAUUCCAGAGAAGUGUCUUAGACCGACAGUGCUUCAGUUCACUAAUGGCUAUUAUUAACAUCUUAUGUUGUACAUUAACAUUCAUCAAAGAUGAAACAAUACUUAUAGCUAAAACCCAAUAUAAUGUGAUGUAAAUCAAAGGAAAAAACUUGAAAUGAGAGAGGAGGAGGAUCAAAGGCUUUUAACUCCAAAGACCAUGUUGUAUAUUUAGCAUGAUGGUGUGACCCAGUGAAAUGGGUCUGGUAGAGAAGUGGAGGCCGUCGUUCAUACACAUGAUAGCACGACAACAGACAUGCCUGUUCACGUGUCACAUGGGUGUUGUUUUCCAGGUUUAAUGCAGGUCUGAAAUUUAGCUGCUUUACAUACCUGAGUGCAAUUACAACACAAUGCCUUAUAUAUCAUUAUAUUCAGAGAUAUCUUUAUGGUAGAGAGCUACUAAUAUGUACAGUGCCGUGAAAAAGUAUUUGCCCCCUUUCUGAUUUUCCCUAUUUUUGCAUAUUUUUUUAUACUGAAUGUUAUCAGAUCUUCAACCAAAAGGGAACCUGAGUUUUCAAAUAACAAAAAAUAUAUACUUAUUUAACAUCUUGCAUACUGGGACUUCUAAUUUUGCGAGGGGUAGCAUUUUGUGGUCUCGCCUAGGGCGGCAGAAAAGCAAGGACUGGCCCUGCUUCCAAGAGUCUUGAUGAUCUUCCAGGUGCUUUUUGGCAAACUUGUCAACUUUUUGGAGGACAUGGGUCUGUAUAUGCCUAGCAAAAACCAAACCAGCCAUUCCACAGUAAGAACCUUACACCAACGGUCAAUCAUAGGAGUCUAGGUGUAAUUUAGAUUUUGGCCACCAGAGGCAGCAGGGGUUCAAACUGUAGAACCCA